Messenger RNA from Ostertagia ostertagi, 633 nucleotides. NCBI's taxonomy places the organism in Eukaryota, Metazoa, Nematoda, Chromadorea, Rhabditida, Trichostrongylidae. The record is from the annotation of a GenBank genome assembly.
AUGUCCGAUGGCCAACAAGUGCCGAAUCAAAACCAGGGCGGAGCUCCGUCGCAUUUAAUAGCUGCACUAAGUUCACGGGGCGGGGGUGGUCCCCCACAGCAACAGCAGAUUCAGCAAGGAGGCGGGGGUCCGAUUCGUGUGCAGUUACAACAAGGACGUGGGCCUCCGAUAGUGCCAUAUCCACAGGGCGGUCAGCCAGCUCCACAGCAACUCCGGACGGUCCAGCAAGUAUAUCAACAGCCAUCGAACGGUCCUCCUCAACAACGAAUCGUCCAUCAAAUUGCACAACGCCCAAUGCCGCAACCAAUGAUGCGAGUCAGCAGUACACCACAGCCGGCGAUGCAGAUCGUUCAUACUGGCCCUCCACCACAACCGCAACAGAUUCAUGUAUCUUCUUCGCCGAUUAUGGGACCUCGACCACCACCACCACAACCCACCCGCUCUCAGAUUGCACCAUUGCCUGGUGGUCAGCCGCCACCUCCUGGAGCCAACGUUCAGCAAAUGUUAGCUCCGCCCAGUUCAACAGGUUCUGUGAUGGAUCGAGCGCGCAUCGACGAGCUGACAAGGCAAAUUAGCAGCCAUACGGUAAUGGACGAUGUUGUUAAGGUAGGUUUACUGUUUUAUGACAGUUGA